UCACUGCAACUCCUGCAACACAAUGCGAAUCCUGGACUUAGCUACAGAAUUCCUCCCUAACAAUGGGGAUCUCGAGGAAUCCCUAUUAAAAAUUAUUGACAGCAGCAAUGCACACUAUAUCAAAGAUACUCUUCGGAAGAGGCAGCUCAUGAAAGUCCAAAUGAAAACUAUCCUUGUGGGUUUCGACGAAGAGGGAUUUUAUACAAAAGGGAGUUUAUCCAACGUUGUUUGUAGCCUGUUUGUUCAGUACUUUGCCAGUGGGAACUAUGGAUUUGUAAAGAUAUUAAAAUGGAAUGAUCUGAUUGAUCAAGAGAUUGAAAGCACACGAGAGCUACUGAAGGAGGCCAUCUCUAUUCUCAAUAAGGUUCAUAUUUAAGCUUACUUACAACUCUUAUUUGCAUGGGCCUCGAAAAUUAGGCAGCUUCUCUUUUCAGCGAAUGUCUAAUGAGCCUCCUUUAGGUUGAGAAGGGCAAUAAUGCUUUCCAUUUAUUCAUUUAUAUUUUAUUUUUAAUUAUUUUUUUCUUCUGCUUUUUGUUCCUGUUUUAUUUUUUCUGGGGUUUGGGGUGUUAAGGGGAUCAUUAUUAGGGGUUGGGAAAGCAAGACUGGUGUAUGGAUACUUUCUUAAAUUGGCUACUUUUCUAACCUUCCUGUAAAGAGCUGAAAACUGAUGGGGUGCUCUAAAAAGCUUUAGACGGGGAGGCUCAGUGUUCCAGAUGGUCAAUUACUUGACAAAGAAAGCUUCCUGACGCAACAGAUGACAUAUAAGUGUUAUGUUACAUAUAACGAAAAAAAUUAGCAUGUGGUCUUUGUGACACCUCAGAUGGUCUACAUGUCUCCCCACUUGAAAGAAUUAACUAAAACACUGGAGGCUCAGUGCCCCGAGGUCCAACCCCUUGUCCUUUGUUUAAACCAUUUUUGACAGAAAAAAGUGCGCCCUUCAUAUUCCUUCUAUAAACAAAUGGUACUCCUUUGACAUACCUAAUUAGAACUUUACAUUGCUGCUGUAAAUGCCUUGUCUAGGUUAAAAUAUGAAUAAAUCACACAAACAGAAUGAACCUGAUAGAUAUAGUGCAUUGAAAUCCCAACUAACAAAUGCAGCAUUGAGUAGCAUUGAAUGUGAUAAUAAUUAAAGAAGGACUAUAUGACAAAAAUCUCUUCACCUCUUGUAUUGUUUUCUUGUAUUUUCCUCUAUAUUGACAAAUUGUCUCUAGGAAGUUCUCAGAUUAUGUACAGUCAUAACUGUACUGUAAUUAGAUUAUAAAGAUUAUAAAUUCUAAUGGUUAUAUCUUGUAAUGUAACAUUUUAUUUUUUAUUUUUGCAGUAUGCCCAGCAAAGUGGACAUGAAAGGUGUAAUGAAAUCUUCAGUGUUUUGAGCGCGAAUCAUAGACUCGAAUUGGCUGGCAAACAUGGUUGGUCUCAACAAUCCAAGUGUUUGUAUUUGGCAGGAUUUCGCCUGAUAGAUACCAAGGCCUCUUCAAUUUCAAGUGACAUUUGUCUCCUUGUCUACAAACCUGAUUUGAUUCCCAGUUUUCAAGUUGAGGAUGGAGUAGUAGGAGAUUAUGUGGAAACCUCUGCUGUUUUAAACAUUUGUGAAGAUCUCAUUACUUCCCUAAGUGUUUCAGAAGAAGGAAGACAAGAAGCCCAGUGUAUUCAAAGCUGUAUGAAAACAGUAAAUGAAAGUUCAACAUUGAUGUUAAGUGCAGUCCAGUCUUCUUUUCCUUGGAAUGGUAAUAUAUUUUUGCAUUUACAUUUUAGUAAAUUUAUGUUUAGGAGACAGCAUGGUGGAGUGAUACCGGUCACCUGUGUUCAAAUCGUUGUUUACUCACUUGCUAGGGUUGUUCUUGCUAUAGUGCCAAGUUCUAUGCCUCAUUGCUUUUAAAUAAAAAGCAAGGUGGCCUUCUCUUACUUAAAGAGGGUGUGUUCAAUCAGCCGUAUAAUUCCAGAAAUAUAAGUAUGAAUAGAAUAAACUCUUGACUAGAAAUAUCAUUAAUUUGUUGUGGCAUCCUUUGUAUGGUAAUAUCUAAAAAUCAAAUCAAAUGCACUGUUAAUAUGUUAAUUUAAAUAUUAUUUUGUUUCUGCAAUAUUAUUGUGGGCUACAAUAUGUAGAAAAAAGUUGGUCAGCAGAAGUUGCAUCCCCCCUGUAAAGUCAGCAAUUAAAUCACUGAUGAGUAUUUUUGCAGCCAUACGAUCAUGCAGUAACCAAAACAUUAAAAGUGUUCAAAAACUUUUCUCUAUCUUAUUAAAGGAUUAGCAGGUCCUUCUCCUGAUAAUCAAGUUGUUAUUGUUGGUGGAGGUUUAGCAGGCCUUUCUGCUUCAUUGUCGCUGUCUAAGGCUGGGUUUGAUGUGGUUAUGUUAGAGGCUGCUAACUACCUAGGUAAGUUGAUUGCUUUGACCUUUUUGGUGCUUUGAAUAUGCAGUAUUGUACUUGUACUGGUAAUACUGCCAGUGAAAAGUAGUCCGAAAAACAAACUAGUUUCCAAAGUAAUACACCAUAAAUCCUUUAUUAAGCCCCCCCCCCCUUUCUCUAAUAAACCCGCCUUUUUAAGGGAAGAAAGCUAACAAGCUCCCCCGUCUUUUAAGCCUCCCCGUCCCCUCCUAACAAUUAUGGGAGAUAUUUAUAUUUCUAAUGGGUGCUUCUUACAGGGUCUAACUUUUACUUUUGAGUUAUAACUUAAGUAAUAACUCAGUAGUGCAAGGUUCGAGUUGGUGAGGGUUCGAGUUAUCGGGAGUCACCUGUAAGAAACACCUUAUCAGAAGCACCCCCAUUAGAAACACUGAUAAAAGUCAAGUGAUUUUAAAGUUUACCAGUGGUUGCUGGGAGUGGCUUUCAUGUUAUGCUAUUCUGCAUCAUUUUAUACAUUUUCAUUUGAUGUCAUCACAGCAUUUGAAUCUGUGUAUAAAAUCAUUAAAGUGAAUUCACAUGUCUUUUGUGGCUCUGAUGACCAUCGUAAAAUGGCGAACCCGUCUCCAGUUAGAGACAUAAAAAUAGUGUCCCCAAUUAGUACUUUCAUGCAAAAUACAUUGACACUCAGAUAAAGUGCAUUUUUUUUAGUAUGAGCCACGUGGCCUGCCAUGGAUAUUUGGCACAAUAAAAUUAAUGACCUUAACUGAGAUGUUAUAUUUUGUAAUUAUAUAUUUUAAUAGGUGGCAGAGUAAAGCAAGCACAGCCUUUCAAAGGUUUUGGUUCUUUUGAUCUUGGUGGAGAAUUUAUUCAUGGAUCAAACACUGUCGUUAAUAAGCUUGCUCUGGAUAAUGGCUGGCCUAUCCUUCCUGUAAGUACAACAUAUGUACCAGUGACUCUUACUGCCUCAGUUUCUUGGUGCCAUAACCUCACAGAGGGAGAUACCAGUGGCAGAUCUAGAAGAGGUGCCCCCAGGGGGGGUACUAGGGUAAAUUUUUUAUGGGUAUGUGCCGCUGGCCUCUCAGAGCCGCUACCCCAUUAUAGUCUAUAUUUCUGUGACCAAUAAUAGAUCCCAUCUUAGUCACUUUUGGGCAAAUAUGUAAUUCUUGCGAUCCCAGCUUAGACACUUUCUAUUUUUAUGAAUUGACCCAUUUUUUAAACUGAAUGAAGAACACUUCAAUUUUCACCUACAGUACAAACAUUCUGGUAUGUUUGCCAACUGUAAAUGAAAUACUUUGUUAUCCCAAAAAAUCCGAAAAUGUGCAACCCCAUUCUAGUAACUCUAGUGAAAAUGCGACCCCAUUAGUCAAUGCAGUCAUGAAUAUGUGAUCCCAUCCAGUGGCACAUCCCCAUUAGCCCCCCCCUCCCACCCCCAGAGGUGCCCGGGAGAUUUGCCACCCCUUUCUUGGGCCAAAAUAGGACCACAAAACCAGCUUAAUUAGGAGAUUUAUCUUCAAUAGCAGGCUCACCUUAUCCAGGGCUCUAAAUAACCUUUCCAUAUUAACCCUUUAAGCCCCAAGAUCCACAUACAAAUUCUCCAAACUGAUCUCCAUACAUUUGUUUUAAGAAUGGUUGAGAGAAUUUGGUUUUAGAUCGAAGUGUUCUCCCUUUAAUAAUCAGUUUAUGUAAUUCUCAUAACCUUUACUCUUGAUGAUCUGCUGAUGAUGUUAGGAGAAAAUUGAUGUUGGUCACUCUUGGGACCUAAAGGGAUAAAGUGGAUGCCAAUGGUGAAAAAAGGCGGCAAUGACGAGGAAAGGGACUGUAAAGGCCCCCUGCCACAACAUUGCAUGGAGGGGAUGGGGGGGGGGAGCUUCAUUAGGACACAGUGUCUCAACUAAUUUUGUCGCCAAUUGCAGCUUUUUAAUAUUGAAACCCUUGCCCUUUGUAUGUGCCGCCGGGGACUCCAAAUUCAGUGAUUUUGUUGCCUCUGGGUCCCGUUCUAAAAAAAAAAUCCCCCUAAAAUUGAUAUAAGCGUUUUAGAAAUGGGCCAAUUUUUGAACCCCGUUCUAGAAUUCGCCCUAAAACUGAUCCCCCUUUCUAGAAAUGGGUUAAACCACAUUUUUCAUUUAGCCUUUGUUCUUUUAAACACAAGGACUAUAACAGUUUGCUUGUUAACACAUUGAACCCUUCAGAUUUUUAAAAAGCAAUUUGUCCUUCAAUAAUUUCAAAUGGAACUCAUUGGUUCUGGACAAAACUGGAUUUUUUCACAAGAUAAGUCCCAGGACUCGUGUUUAUUCAAAAUCAAUGUCUGGAUACAUGACCCCUCUUGUUCUAGAAAAAGCCUCUGAAAUGGAUAACCCGCCCCCACCCCUCCUGUUUCACUAAACCACUAGGACUAUAACACCAGACUUUUUAAAACAAAAACAUCAAAGAGAGUUCAGAAAAUUUGUGAACAUGUCUUUAACCCAUUGGGGAAUUUUGCCAAGAAACAUACCAGUUUUCUUGGUCACUGUCUGGCUAUUAUUUAAGUGCUAAAACUUACCAAAAAGCCCUUUCAAGUUCAUUCACUUCGCGGGCAUAUGCCAAUAUGCAAAGUAAAAAGCAAAAUGCCUUCCUGUGUAAUUAGAUGGAAGGAAGCAAAUGGCCGUGGAACAAGGAUUUUCAACUUUACAUGGUUUUUUGCCUUUUGGGCAAAUGCCAUUGUGGUAUGGUUUGAAAUUCCUGAACCGGCCUAAUUUGACUCUCAAAACUGAUCUGUUGCAAUUUGUUUGGUAUAAAAAAUUAUUUAUCCCUUAAAAUCAAUACCCUUGGUUAAUAAUCCUCAGAUCACAAAUAUAACCUAGCUUGACACCCAGCUUAACUCUAUGAUGGACACUAGCUAUCAUUUUAACGUUUCAAAUUUUACUUGAAAACCAUUUAUGUUCCUGAGCUGCAUAACGUUUUUCCCCUAAACUUUGCAGGCAGCCCAAAGUGAAGAUGAAGAAGAAGGUGAAAAAAUUUACUACAAAGGAAAAUUUUACUCUCUGUCCAGCAGCCAGCCAGAAAUUAAAGUCGCCAGAGAUACGUGGGAAGAAAUAAUCAGCACUAGAUACAAUCACCAAGGUAAUGAGGAUGGCUCGCUGUCAGAUUCCCUGAAUGACAGGUUUCAAGACCAGGGAUUGUCGCAGGAUGUUUUGGACGUUAUUGACUACUGGAAACUAAAGAUUUCAGCUGGGUCUUUGACACAUUAUGGAGUACGUGAAGGAAGAAGGAGAAUGGAAUCGAAAUUUGAGUGGGGUCUUGGAAAUUGCAGGUGAGCUCAGUACUUUGUAGGUCGUACAGUAUGACUUGAUAGUAUGUCUUCGGACAAAGUAAUGGUUGUACUGUGCAAGGUGGUCCUAACUUUAAUUUUGAAUUCAAGUAUUAACUCGUAAAGUGUGGCCAUUCACAUUAAAGCGUUUGAGCAGUGCUUUCCUGUGGUACUGUUUAUUGUGCUUCAAAAGGUGGUUUUACUUUUGAGUUUGUGGAUGAAAUCCUAAAGUGUGACCAUUCAACUGAAAGCUUCUGAGUAUUCCUUUCCUGUCUUACUUUUUAUUAUGCUGUACAAGGUGGUUCUUAAUUUUGAGUUUGUUGAUGAAGUCCCUCUCGGGGAGCUUGUCCUUACUUUUUACCUGUGUUUGACACUUCAGACUUGCUGAAUCAUAUUCCCAACUGGUAAAGUAUUACUUAGAUAACACCACAGAUGUGGAUAAACGACUCAACUGGCAAGUUAAGAAAAUCGUUUGGAAAGGUAAGGAGUAAACAGUCAUCUUUUAGAUACUGAAGUAGACAGUAUGUAUGUUUGAUUCUGUAACUGUCAUUUACGUUAAAUGUUCUUGCUAUGCUUGAAUGGACAAGGUGUGCAAUGUUAAAGUUCGUUUUAAGUUAAACUGCGGUACAUCUGUUUACUUUCACGCACCCGAAAGCGCGCGAGUAGCUCGAGUCUCUAUGUUCGACACACAUGCCUCUUCCGACUCUCUUUGUUCGUUAUCACACUUGUUUUAGAAGUCUGGCUUGAGGACCGUAUGCAUUCGUAUAAAAGACUUAACGACUGUAUUGCAGUCUAAGGUGUUACUGCUAUUCUGAUUAAAAAUGAAAGACGUAUUACAGAAAAAAAGCUGUGAUGUCACGGACAACAAUUUUUAAUAAUAAUAAUAAUUAUUAUUAUAAUUAUAACAAUCUUUGUACAGGGAGCUCACUUCACAAAGAGUGAUAUUCAAUGAGGUCCUGUAAAACAAUAGAAAAAAUAAAUGAUCUUGGAUAAAUGAAUACGUAAUACAGUCGACUCUCUAUAAGACGGACACCUCUGUAAAACGGACACCUAGAGUUGGUCCCUGCCUUUCUUAGCUCCCUCUAUUUGACUUUCUAUAAGACGGACAUCUCUCUAAGACGGACAGCUAGUGCCGGUCCCAAAGGGACUUGACUGUAGUAAUGACAAGUAAAAGUUAAGAACAAAAACUUAACUAAUAUAAGCUACGGGUUAAAAAUGACAGAAUGUCAGAUAGACUCUCAGAUAGAUUAAAAUUAAAUAUUAAAAGUUAUAAAUAUCUAAAAUAUACAGCUUUUACAGCUCUGUUUAAAAAGAAGAGAGUUAAUUUCUUUAAAAGAUGCGUCUAAAAAGUUCCAUUCCUUAGCGCAUUGAUAAAAAAGUCUCUGGUUUCCGAAAUUCCUUUUAACGAGAACAAGACGCGGUAUGUUUGGGUUAAAACCCUGCAACUUGAAAAGACGCCAGAACGUUUUAGAGACAGUUUAGACUCCUGGUAUUCCCAAAAAUUAAUAAAAAAUUUGAGGUCGAGAAAUGGUAGUUUUAUAAAAGGUAAGGUCGUUUGAUUGUUUUCAUUUUUCCUCGUCUAACUAUUGCGGACUAAGGCCCAGUUCAUACGUCAUGUUUCUGCCAUGCCGACUUAAUUUUUGAAUAAGUUUGACAAAAGCACUGUGGAAGCACGACCUAUGAACUGGGCCUAAAUUUCGGCGGAAAAGUGAUCUAAAAUGGUAACCGGUCUGGAUAACGCCCGUCAAAGGCUUAGUUUGGGAUUAACUUGCUCCAGGUCAGGGAAGUCUGGUUUAAAACGCUGACAUAACGGUGUAAAGUCGAUUCUCUAUGCAACAUUUUGUUUUGAAACAUUUGCAACUCUCUGCUAAGAAGUGUUUAUUUUCAAGUUCAGUGAGCGCUAUUUUUUUUGCAGAUGAAGACAGGCAUAGAUUAAAUGCUGGUGGAAGAAUUCUUUUAAAGAAUCAACACGGGGAAAUUAUGACCGCUAAAUACGUCGUCAUUACUGUCCCGCUUACAAUCCUCAAAGAUAGGGACAUCACUUUUGUUCCAGAACUUCCCGCUGACGAAAACAGAGCCAUAAACACGAUCCAGAUGCUUGGAGCGUGGAAAAUUAUUUGUCAAUUCAAACGCCGGUUUUGGCCCGAGAAACUUCAUCAAAUUUACAGUGUACGGGGAUUUACAAGUGAAAUAUGGAUGUGGUCACGGGACUCGGCUGUUAUUGAUGACAAGUGUCACGUGGUUGUUGGCUUUGAAACUGCUGAGUCUGGGGAACAGAAAAGUAGCCUCAGCGGGCAACAGGUCUUGGAGGGGUUCUUAAGCUAUUUGGAUGAGAUGUUCGGGUAAGAAAAUUUUGAUAUUGUAAGUACUUAAAAAUUUUUAAUGAAAACGCCGAAGUCAUGUCGUGGUAAAAGGAAACAAAAAGUCAAUGUUUACGAAAAAGAGCGGCCCCAUUCUUCGUGAAAUGAACACUGCUUAUAAUCCCUUGGCUGGUAUAGCAGAGCAAUAUACUCUCCAAAGCAUUACACCACUGAGUCGUGCAGCCCAAUGUAUGCCUAUUAUUGGCGUCUAGUUCACCAAGCUCAACUUCCUCUCAUUAUUUAUCACCUUACUAGAGUUAUUCGACAUCUUAGCAGUAUACAGGACACGUGUCACAAAUGAAACGGCCUAACUCCUCAUGAGUCUCUCCUUAGCUAAGUGCGCCCCUUCGGUAUAAUUAUUAUAAUUAUCCUCAUUAAACAAAGUAUCUGUAUGGCUUGCUGGAGUCUUCCUUAAACAUCAAGUCACCACCCGUGACCGUAGGUGUCCGGCUAAGACUGCGAAGGAUUUUGGCUGUACCCAGUAUAAGCGUGCUCUCUGCAAUGCUUCUAAUCUGCAUGUGACGCCAAUCUCUGUGAACCACUUUUCUAUGUCUUUCGAGACGGUUCCUAAUGCACCAAUUAUAACUGGCACUACAGCUACUCUGCGCAAUUUCCAGAUUCAUUUAAACUCGCGCUUCAGUUCUUGGUAGUUCUAAAUUUCUUCUUUCUCCGUCCCUUUCACUCGGGUGUCAAAUGGACAAGCAACGUCAAUAAUUAGGUACUUCCGAUUUAUCUUAUCUAAUACCUCAAUGUCAGGCUUGUUGUGUUCAACCUUGUUGUCAGUCUGUAUUUUGAAGUCUCACAGCAGUUUGUUGUUACUGCAUUCAUACACUGGUCGUGGCUCGUGGUUGUAAUAUUUUUCAUCCCUGUCAUAACCCAGCUUUUCACAUAGGCCCCAGUGAAUCACCUGCGCCACUUUGUUGUGCCUCCAACAUCAAUAUAAAUUGCUUUUGAGCAAGUUUCUCGCAUUCCGAUACAAUAUGACUAAUUGUCUCAUCACUUUCUCCGCGCGUUCUACACUUUGCAGACACAUUUUACCUGUCAAUUAUCCUCUUUAUACUAUUCGUUCAUAAAGCUUGGUCUUUUGCUGCGAUAAUCAGACCCUCCGUCUCCUUCUUUAGUCUGCCCUUUAUCAGCCACUUCCGCGUCUUUUUAUCUCUUACUAGCGUGUUUCUCCAAAACUCCCUAUGAAUUUGUUUCCCCUGAAAGCGCUCUUUCCUUUCUUGCUGUAAUGAUUCGGCCUCACAACUUUUAGCAUAACAUCUUAGAACCUCUUCCUUGUACACUGCCUCCAACAGGGAGCCGUUACAACCCUCAACAUACCUGCUAAGUCUAUUGAUCUCACUAUUUGCAGAGUCCUCAACACUCAUUGAUCCUCUACCACCCUCUGAUCUUUUAAAGUAAAGCCUGUCAAUAUCAGCCUGCAGAUGCAAAGCAUGAUGUAGAGUCGUUGUCGUCAUCAUCAUCAUCAUCAUCAUUAUUAUUAUCAAAAUUAUUAUCGUUAUUAUUAUUUUUUCACAGCACACCCAGCGAUCCUCGUCCUGCUACCGAUUCUUUCCUAGACUACGUAUAUUUUCAUUGGUCAAACCAUCCCUUCAUUCGCGGUGGGUACACAUCCCCUACUGCCAACGCGUACGAUCUUCGUCACGUGAUUACCACUCCUGUUGAAGAUCGCUUGUUUUUUGCGGGUGAAGCUACAAGUCUUCGAUCGUGCUCAACUGUACCAACUGCGAUAGAAACUGGAAUCCGCGUGGCCGAUCAAGUGUGUCUCGCAGCUGGAAAGAGUCUUUGUUCUAAACUUUAAUCAGCGUUGGUUUUGAGAAUCCCGUUUUCUUUCUUAAUUAAGUUUAAGAUAUACACAAUAUCAGCAAGUCCACAGCAACAAAGCAAUGAGUGGUGCCGGAUCUCCCAGUUGUAGACCUGGAUCAGUACAAUUAAACUUGUAGAAAAAUAUGAAACGGCAAACUGAUCCUUACGACAAGGCUUUUAGUUUUAUUUUCAUUUUUCUCUUAGCCCCUGAAGAAGGUUUGUUUUCAAACUGAAGUAUUGGGCAAUUUGUUUGAAUAUAAAUAAUAUAUCUUUUGUUUUAUUCUUUUGUUUAUUUCUUCAUCGCCUUGCCGUAAGGAUCAGUUUGAAGUUCAAGACUCGGGCUUGAAAAACAUUUCAUUCAGUUAGUUCUUUGGAAUUUAAAAACUUAGUGGUAAAUUUUACUGGUUACUUUUUAGAGACAUCUUUUAGUGUUGCGAAAGUCGUUUUUAGUGGACUGACUUGAUUGAGCCUUGGGGGUGGAAAACUGGUCCACCGUCCCGUCACCGUCAGGCUGAAAAAGGGAAAAACCCUCAACCACUGCUUAAAAGCGCCCUCAGUUAUACACCCAUCUACCCGUAAACAAAAAAUACUUCCGAUUAUAACCCCCUCCAAAUGCAUUGUUUGAUGCUUGAUUGAA
This is a messenger RNA of Porites lobata, 10436 nucleotides long. NCBI's taxonomy places the organism in Eukaryota, Metazoa, Cnidaria, Anthozoa, Scleractinia, Poritidae. The record is from the annotation of a GenBank genome assembly.